This is a messenger RNA of Rhagoletis zephyria (snowberry fruit fly), 1959 nucleotides long. RefSeq lists its product as uncharacterized. NCBI's taxonomy places the organism in Eukaryota, Metazoa, Arthropoda, Insecta, Diptera, Tephritidae. The record is from RefSeq and is a predicted model, not a curated record. Gene Ontology annotation, molecular function: nucleic acid binding; zinc ion binding.
AUGGAGAACCCGACAUCAGAAGUGGAGCAUGUGCCCAAUGCCUUACUUAAUAGUGAAUGUGAGAGUGAAAAAUGGAAAAUGUUGUAUGAACAACAAAACAAACAAUUCUUGGAGUUGAUAAAAACGCUUAAAGCUCCAAAUAGUGACAGGAUACAGUUACCUAAGUUUGAUCCUGAUGGUGAUUCAAACGCACAUGCCUGGAUAUCUACGGCCGAUAUAGUCAUGGAAGGACACACAUUACAAGGUUCUGCAUUGAUGUUAUCGCUCACUCAAGCCUUGAAGGGACCAGCUGCUACAUGGUUAUCUCAAAGCAGCAAACCAAAGGAUGGCGACUGUUUGGCGUCGUAUGCAGCAGCGCUAGUCACUUCACUCAGUCUAAAACUAGAAAAAUUAACAACUGAACAAAUUGCUGUUUCAACUGCGUUGGCACAUAUUGCCCAAUUCGAGCCACGUAUUCACCGUCUUGCAUUUACCACCAAUAUUUCCACAAGGAAUCAGUUGACGCGGGAAUUGAAAGCAAUGCCACUAUUAAAGAGAAAAUUUACGCCAAUUAGAAAUGAACAUGAAGAAGGAUAUGAUUAUAUCAAAUGCUACAAUUGCGGUAAGAUUGGCCACAAGGCUUCAGCAUGUCGACUCAACUUUAAAACAUCAGCCCAGCAGAAUUCUUCAAGCAACAAGCCUCUAGAUAAGAAGUUAUCAACUCCGACUGCAACAAAUGUUAUCUGCUUUCGCUGUCGCGAAUCUGGUCACUAUGCGUCACGAUGUCCUACUAUAUCAAAAGGAAAAGAACUGAGUAGUAAAUCCAGUGGGUCCUCAGGUCGACGUGUAGAUAUAUGCUUAUUGAAGAUUCCUUCAGGUAGUUUGCGUCAGUCAGGUGAGCUCUAUAAAUUUUAUUAUGACUCUGGAGCAGAAUGCUCAUUAAUGAAAGAGUCAAUUAUUUCCAAAGUUUGUGGCAAACGAAUCAAUAAUGUCGUCACAAUGACUGACAUUGGACAAACGAGUGUAAAGAGCUCCUUACAAAUUUUAACGUUUGUAGAAAUUGAUAACGUAAAAUUACAAAUUCUAUUCGAUAUUUUACCUGAUAAUUUUUUGAAAUACAAUAUUAUGAUUGGUUGUGAAAUUUUGACACAAAGUAUAUGUGUGAAAAUGACUUUAAAAACUUUGCAGUUUUGCGAAAUAGAUAAUGCUGAAGUAAAUGUUUGCGAAAUUAAAAACGUUGACUUAGACUUUGAUGACAUUGAUACUGACAUUCCAGUUGAGCACAAAACGAAGUUGAUAGAAAUCUUGAAUAAAUUUAGAGACAAAUUCACAGAAAGCACUCCCUGUAGUUCUUCAAAUAUAGAACCCAUGAAAAUUCGUCUGAAAGAUCCAAACAAGACAGUUUGCAGACGACCUUACAGGAUGAGCCCUGAAGAGCGUAGAAUCGUUCGAAAUAAAGUUGACGAAUUGUUAAAAACAAAUGUAAUUCGACCUAGUUGUUCUCCAUUUUCAAGUCCUAUUUUGCUGAUCAAGAAAAAAGAUGGAUCGGACCGAAUGUGUGUUGAUUAUCGGGAAUUGAAUGAUAACACAGUUCCGGACAGAUUUCCAUUACCUUUAAUAUCCGAUCAGAUUAAUCGACUGCAUGGCUGUCACUAUUUUACUACUUUAGAUAUGGCAAGUGGAUAUCACCAAAUACCAGUUCAUUCUGACUCAAUUGAAAAGACCGCCUUCGUGACACCUGAGGAUAUGGCAAGUGGAUAUCACCAAAUACCAGUUCAUUCUGACUCAAUUGAAAAGACCGCCUUCGUGACACCUGAGGGUCAUUUUGAGUACCUUGCUAUGCCAUUUGGAUUACGCAAUGCUCCCGCAGUAUUCCAACGUAGUGUAAUGAAAGUUCUUGGAGAGCUUGUUAAUACUUAUGUUCUAGUAUACAUGGAUGAUAUCCUGGUUUUAGGAAAUGGNUGCUUUCGUGACACCUGA